Papaver somniferum (opium poppy) is the source of this 1344-nucleotide messenger RNA. RefSeq lists its product as uncharacterized. The transcript has a single exon. Lineage: Eukaryota; Viridiplantae; Streptophyta; Magnoliopsida; Ranunculales; Papaveraceae. Gene Ontology annotation, molecular function: RNA-DNA hybrid ribonuclease activity; nucleic acid binding. The record is from RefSeq and is a predicted model, not a curated record. Bases 1 to 1344 code for a protein of 447 amino acids.
AUGGAAAUUAAUAAUGGUAAAACUACUAAAAUUUGGGUAGACAGAUGGGUGAUCAGUCAUGAGUUCAAAUUGGAGCCGCUACAUCCUUAUCAUCUUCAGUAUGAGUAUGUUUGUGAGCUUAUUAUUCAAGGUACUAAUUCAUGGAAUGUGCCUUUUUUGAAUGAUCUAUUCAUUCCAGAGGUGGUUAACAAAAUAGUGAGAAUACAAUUGUCAGUUACGGAAGAAGAUGUCAUCAAAUGGAUGCCAUCGAAAGAUGGUAAUUUCACAGUAAAAAGCGCUUACAACAAGUUGAUGGAACCAAGAAUCCAAAAUCAGAUUGCUAUUAGUGUUGUUCCUCAAGGUAUCUGGAAAUCUUUAUGGAAAAUGAAAUUACCUCAUAGGGUGAAGUUGUUUAUCUGGAAAUGUCUCAAAGACAUAGUGCCAACUAGAGUAUGUCUUUCACAGGAUAUGAAUCCAAUAGAUGUGUCAUGCGCCAUCUGUAAUUCAGAAGCCGAAUCUCUCUACCAUUUACUAGUCUUAUGCAAUCAUGCUAAAGAAGUUUGGCGCAUUCUUAAUGUUAACAUUGAUCGGAUCAUCAUCAACUAUCAUAGUAUUAGAGAAUGGAUCAUGUCAUGGUUUCAAGGAGUCGAGAAUGCUGGAGAUGAUGAUUUAAAAACAUGGAGAUCUUUAUUGAUGGUGGGAUGCUGGAUUAUAUGGAAGGAACGAUGUGAUUGUGUGUUUCAGGAUAAAUCUUUAAACCCUACAGAAACUGCUUCUAGAAUUAACUACACAUUGCUGAGUUAUAAACCUACUAUACACAAUAGUAUAGAUGCACCUCCUGAAAUUACCCAGCAUGAUAAUAAUUUAGUUACUCAUGUUCCAUCUGACACAUUUACUAUAUAUGCAGAUGCUUCUUAUGAUGAGUUAACUAAUGAUUGUGGUACUGGUAUGGUACUGUGUAAUAUUGCAGGAAAACACACAGGGAUCAAAGGAACCUAUGCAGCUGGGAUACUAGAUGCAAAGUCUGGUGAAUGCAUGGCUAUCAGAGAAGCACUAAGUUGGGCCAAAGGGAUGGAUCUGGAAAAGAUUCAAAUCAUUUCGGAUUAUGAAAUAGUGGUUAAAACUCUUAAUAACGUUGCUCUACUAACAAGAUGGGAGAACAGAAAGUUAUUCAGAGACAUAAAACAAUUAUCAACUUCUUUUCAGUUUUGUCAUUUUAGUUUUAUUCGUAGAGAUGAGAAUCAAAUAGCUGAUCUCAUAGCUAAGAAAGUCAGGAAGGAAAAGAUUGUAAUUGAGGAUUACAGUAGUACUGCCUCUGGUUUUGAAAGUCUGUUAUCCAGGAAUUUUAAUCCUGAAACUCCUUAA